This is a messenger RNA of Larimichthys crocea (large yellow croaker), 3831 nucleotides long. RefSeq names its product BRMS1 like transcriptional repressor a (gene brms1la). The transcript is spliced from 9 exons. Bases 164 to 952 code for a protein of 262 amino acids. The record is from RefSeq and is a predicted model, not a curated record. Lineage: Eukaryota; Metazoa; Chordata; Actinopteri; Sciaenidae.
CUUCUGAGAUUUGUUUUUAGCUUAGCCUGAGACACACGAGUGAAAUUGUAACUGAGAGAAAAAGAAAAAAGUUUAAGCUUAAUUUCUCUGAAAAUAUUUUUUUCUUUCAACACUGUCACCAACGUCCCGCACCUCUCCACAUUUCUGCAGUUGAUCCGUUGCCAUGCCGGUGCACCGUGACCGGGAGAAGAAGGAGAGCACAGCAGAGGAGAUGGAGGUAGAGGAGCAUGAGCAAGAGGCGACCAGCUCAGAGGAGGAGGAUUCUGACACCUCCUCCGUCUCCGAGGAUGGAGACAGCUCUGAAAUGGAUGAGGAGGACUGUGAACGGAGAAGGACGGAGUGUCUGGAUGAAAUGUCCAACCUAGAGAAGCAGUUCACAGAUCUCAAAGACCAGCUUUAUCGGGAGCGUCUCAGUCAGGUGAACAGCAAGUUGACAGAGGUGGAGGCCGGCCGGGCAGCAGAAUAUCUGGAGCCUCUGGCGGUACUGCUGGAGAACAUGCAGGUCCGCACCAAGGUGGCAGGCAUCUACAGAGAGUUGUGUCUGGAGUCUGUGAAGAACAAGUACGAGUGCGAGACUCAGGCAGCAUGCCAACACUGGGAGAGUGAGAAGCUGCUGCUGUUCGAUACAGUGCAGAGUGAACUGGAGGAGAAAAUCAGAAGACUGGAGGAGGACAGACACAGCAUAGAUAUUACAUCAGAAUUGUGGAACGAUGAGGUAUCAGGGAGGAAGAAGAGGAGAGAUGCGCUAAGCCCAGAUAAGAAGAGGAGACGACCUUCAGUGGUGUCUGGCCCAUAUAUUGUUUACAUGCUGCCUGACUUGGACAUCCUGGAGGACUGGACAACUAUCAGAAAGGCUGUGGCUACGCUGGGUCCCCACAGAGGGAAGGCCGACUCUGACAGCCCUGUGUUCCCAUUCAGACCAGACAGAACCAGAUCCAUUCUCAACUGCUGAGACACACACACACACACACAUCCAUACAAAACACACACAUACAGUUACACAUCAGGAAACACUCAAGGACCUCAAACACAUGCACGAUGCAUGCAGACAUCUAUAUAUGACACACAACCACUACACUUCUCAGCUAACAGCGACACCAGUCGGUAAGCUGCCUCUCAUGCUGGCAAGCACACACAAUAAGGACUUACGGGUUUGCAAUCCCUUUAAAGGACAAACAGGAACAGGACUACCGUUAUUUCCACUGACACAUUCCCAAUACUUCCAGUCUGAAUUGGGGUAUUAAUUUUUUGUUUUGUUUUGUUGUUUGCACCAGUCUUUGUUUCUGUGCAGUCAGUGGACAGAUAAAAGAACGUUUACCUAUUAACAGACAAUUAUAAGCAAAUAAAGGGUUUAAUUCCAAAAUGACAGACCAUCUAAACCAUUAAGGGAAAAUGUUAAGCCCAGAGUUGAGCCUUUUUUAAAGGUCCAGUGUGGUCCAGAAUUGAGUGGCAUCUAGUGGUGAAGUUUCAGAUUGCAACCAACUGGAAACCCAUCACCUCUCCCUCUCGGUUCAAACAUGAAGGAGAACCUACAGUGGCUGUGAAACACGAAAGGUCUGUUGUAGAAACAAAGUGGUGACUCCAUGGAAGAGCCGCUCCCUCUGUAGAUAUAAAAGGUUAACAUUACAGUUCUUAUUUUUAGAUAACUUAACACCAAUGUAAACAUAGUUAUGAAACUGAUGUUCCAUUUUAUGUCAAUAGAUACCUUUUAAAUGUUGGACCUUUGGACACACAAAGGUUGGACACACUGGACUUUUUUAAAGGCUGAUUAUUGCUGUAGCUGUGUUACAUUAGCACUACAUUUCAGUCAAUGUAAUACAUACAUAGAAAUUACUGUGUGUCCCAGAUUUGUGCAAAAUAUUGAAGAAUCACUGGACACGCAUGUGGGUGACACAAGCAGGCUUUUUAUUUUAUUUUUAUUUUAUUUUAAAUAGAAGGCCAAUACAAAAUGUCACCUGGCAUCACAGUAAAAUCAGUUUUCAUUUGUACACCAUCCUUUCAGACAGCGUUUGAUCUUGGAGGAUUAGAUCACAACGUCUUUAAUGUUAGUUAGUGUUACACUUUGGAUUUUCAGUCCUUGACAUUUUGAAGUGGAUCAAUCCACUUUGGUCGUUUCCGCAGACCACCUUCAUUCAAGUUUUUAAUCCUCCCAGAAUCUAGUCUUUAAUGAGGGUGCCAUUGUCUCGAUACAUUAAAGUAAUCCAACAGUGUUCUCGAAACUGAUUUUAUUGGUGGUGUGUUCACAUAAUUAAUACAAAUGAGGGAAGUGACCAAAAUCAUUUGGCUUUGACUGCGUCCGUGUCAACAGGCCAUUCAGAACUUUAAUUUUUAUGUACAACCUAGUUCACAUCCCGAGUUGCACUGAUGCCUAGAUUUGGUGAACGGCAUCAUGUGAUUGCUUGUGUUUUUAUCUGUGUUUCACAGCUUCAUUAUCCCACACACAGUUUAGUUCAAACAUCUAAAAAUUUAGUUUUAUUUGGCGAUACUGGAGGUUUUAUUGUUUUUUUUCUUCGUGGAAUUCAAGCUGUCAAGCUCUCAGUGACGAGGUCAGGGUGAAGGCUUCGUCACUGCACAUUAUUGUGUGUGAGAUUUAUAAAGUUAAACCUGGAGGGUUAAUAACAAAGCUUCCAAUGACACACGAGGAAAUGCUGGUUUAUAUAUGAACCUUGUCAAUUGUGCCAUUUGUUUUAUAUAUAUAUAUUUUUAUGUGGAUCUGUUUAAAUGUCUUGCAUGAAAAUAACACUUGCUUUUUGUUUCGAAUAGUUAGAUGGUGAUCACAAGACAGUUUGUACAGCAUCCAGAACUCCACAGUGCCUACACUUGAAGUUCAACUCUGUAAAAUUUGUCUUUCUCUCACAUCUUUGAAAUGAAGAGUAGUUUUCUUGUUUUUAUUGGUGCAUUUUGCCGUUUUAAGAAUUACGUUUAAGUUAAUUUUGUUGCUGUGCGGUUGCGGUCGAGACAAACUCAGUGAUAGCAGUAACUAAAAUGCAAGAAUGAAAGAGAGGUUGUGUGUUUUUAAACCACCAGUGGACUUCCUCAUACCAACACCUCUGAUAAGAAGGUAACAAAAACAGAGGGUAUUUCAGUAGAGCUUCCUCUACACCAUUAUACAGUGUUUAUGGGAUACCUGGGCAUGUUGAAUCCUUUUUUUUUUUUCCCCUCACCAAACUUUUAGAAAAUCCUGCAUUUUUCAUGCAUCAGCAAGUAAAGUCAAUUUACUCCCCUCUAUAUGUAACACUACAUCACUGCGAUUGCAAACCGGUAUUAAUAGAAUCAUAUCACCACAUCAACAGAAAUAUUUUAUAACCGAGGACCAAAUAAAACGUCAAGGUAUCCCUUUAAAGUUGCUGUUAAACAGGUAUUACUGUUACAUUGUCUUCUUACACAUCUACCUCUUCUCUCUAUCUCUCGCUCACUCUUCACGUUUGCAUUAUUAGCCAUGGACAUGAAAAUGCUUCCAUCUUUAUCUCAAUCCUGACAGGAGCUGAGUUUGUUGUUUCGGCGUAUUCCUGGUUUUUAUGGCAGAUGUGCAGAUUGUUUUUUUUUUUUUAUAGCCUACUGUGAUGAUGACUAAUAGUACAAACUAAACCACGUUCUUCCAAUCUUGAACCUUCCACAGAUACAACCCACUGUUUAUAAAGGAUGAUGAACAAACUGCCAUUUAAUAAUAUUGAUUUUAUAAACAGAGGCUUUUGAAGAUUAACGUGGUGACGUAAAAUUCAAAUCAAUAUUUUUCUGACCGUUUCUGUUAAAUAAUGUAUCAGGUACAUUUGUGUCUUUCUUGUUGAUGAUGUGGGUGGUUUAUACAAUUAAAAGUUGUUUUUAUAAGUA